AUGUUCCCUCCUGAAGACACGAAGGGGACUCUGAACCUGGAAUUCAAGUCUCCAGAUCUAAAAUUCAGGUCACACAGCCACUCCCCAAGGGCGCAGCUCUCAUAUGAGCCUGGGAACCUCCUUCAGGGAGAUGACGUAGACACUGAGGAGACUCCAAACUCAUCCAAGCAGACGACGAGCGCCUGCUGGGAGUGCAACCUAGUGGACGCAGAGCGUUCCAGCCAAGGCUCGGGGAACAUCGAGGAAGACAGGAAGGUGCCUCCCCGCCAGGAUGACCGCUGCAGUUGGAACUCCGUGAGGAGCGUGGUAGACUACCUCCCAACCGCACUGAAGAAUGGCGAUUACUACUUUUUUUCAUCCUUGGUGGCCUUCCCCAAAAAGUUUGCCACCAUCUGGGAGGUGCUGGGCCUGAUCAUGGAAAGGUACCCAUCCUUCCAGCCGGAUUGUAAGAAGGACCAGAAAGCCAAGAAGGCCAUAACCAUAUUGCUCAGCAUGUGGAUGGAGUGGAUGCCAGAAGAGUUUUGCGAGUCUCCAGACUCUCUGGCCAGGAUGAACCAGCUGAAGGCCUACGUGAUCCUCAACAUGCCUUCCUCCCACCUGGUCGACCAUGUCCAGCAUCUCCUGUCAGCGCUGGAUGUGGAUGAAUGCAAGACUGACAGUACCAAGGAGGAGGAGGACUGUGAUUUGGCCUCCUCCAGAACAGGAAGUUCUGUGCUCCAGGCACAGGAUGACACUUGGGGAACACUGGAGGCUCUGCAGAUAGAGCCAGCAUCUCUAGCUGUGCCCACGGGAGACCUGCCACCAAAAGAAGAGCCUUUGCAUCCUGGGCACACGGAGCCACAUGUGACAGCAGCUCCUGAACCAGCACCUGUCACCAUGGAGCCAUCUGAGGCGGCCCCUGUGUUCCAAGGGUCAUGCACGUCAGGGACAGCGGAGUCAGCGUCUCUUCCCACUGCUGUGGGGCGGGAGCCGCCUCCGCCCUCGGUGGACAGCGCAGAGGCUCCUCCUGCCGUCACUGCAGACUCUCCCUCUGGUUGUCAGGAAGUUCAAUUUGAAGUAACAUCAAUUGGGUCUUACCCUGCUUGUCCUCUUCCAGAUGUAGAUAAUUAG
Molecule: messenger RNA, 1110 nt
Organism: Jaculus jaculus (lesser Egyptian jerboa)
Lineage: Eukaryota; Metazoa; Chordata; Mammalia; Rodentia; Dipodidae
Exons: 6
Coding region: 1-1110 (369 amino acids)
Source: RefSeq, a predicted model, not a curated record